Molecule: messenger RNA, 1471 nt
Organism: Lycium ferocissimum
Lineage: Eukaryota; Viridiplantae; Streptophyta; Magnoliopsida; Solanales; Solanaceae
Product: UPF0051 protein ABCI8, chloroplastic
Exons: 2
Biological process (GO): iron-sulfur cluster assembly
Source: RefSeq, a predicted model, not a curated record
GACGAGCCUGAUUGGAUGCUUGAGUAUAGAUUGAAAUCUUAUGAGAAAUUUGUUAAGAUGAAAGAGCCUAAAUGGUCUGAUAACAAGUACCCUGAAGUUGAUUUUCAAAAUAUGGUUUACUAUUCAGAACCUAAAAAGAAACCAACUUUGAAUAGUCUUGAUGAAGCUGACCCUGAACUUGUUAGGUAUUUUGAUAAAUUGGGUAUUCCUUUGAAUGAAAGGAAUCGUUUAGCAAAUGUUGCAGUUGAUGCUGUUCUUGAUAGUGUUUCUAUUGCUACAACUCAUAGGAAGACUUUAGAGAAGUCUGGUGUGAUUUUUUGUUCUAUUUCUGAGGCUAUUAGGGAGUAUCCAGAUUUAGUUAAGAAGUAUUUGUCUAGAGUCGUGCCUCCCGAAGACAAUUUUUACGCGGCGCUUAAUUCAGCUGUUUUUAGUGAUGGAUCAUUUGUGUAUAUACCUAAGAACACCAAGUGUCCUAUGCAAAUAUCUACUUAUUUUAGAAUAAAUGCAAUGGAAACUGGUCAAUUCGAGAGGACUUUGAUUGUCGCGGAUGAAGGGAGUUUUGUGGAGUAUCUAGAAGGGUGUACAGCACCUUCGUAUGAUACGAAUCAGGUACAUGCUGCUGUGGUGGAAUUGUAUUGCCAUGAAGGUGCAGAGAUUAAGUACUCCACCGUGCAGAAUUGGUAUGCGGGAGAUGAGGAAGGUAAAGGAGGGAUUUAUAAUUUCGUUACGAAGAGGGGGCUUUGUGCUGGGGCUCGUUCGAAGAUAUCAUGGACACAAGUGGAGACAGGCUCAGCUAUUACCUGGAAAUAUCCAAGUGUUGUGUUGGAGGGUGAUGAAUCAGUUGGUGAGUUCUAUUCUGUGGCAUUGACUAAUAAUUAUCAACAGGCCGAUACAGGAACGAAGAUGAUACACAAAGGGAAGAAUACGAGGAGUAGGAUUAUUUCCAAGGGUAUUUCUGCAGGAAACUCUAGAAACUGUUACAGAGGAUUAGUUCAGGUCUUAUCAAAUGCAGAGAAUGCUCGGAAUUCCUCCCAGUGUGAUUCAAUGCUCAUCGGUGAUAAUGCUGCGGCCAACACUUAUCCAUACAUUCAGGCCAAGAACCCCUCUGCCCGGGUAGAACAUGAAGCCACAACGUCAAAAAUCGGUGAAGAUCAGUUGUUUUACUUCCAGCAGAGAGGAAUCGACUAUGAGAAAGCAAUGGCUGCAAUGAUCUCUGGGUUUUGCAGAGAUGUUUUCAAUGAACUUCCUGAUGAAUUUGGUGCUGAGGUGAACCAAUUAAUGAGCUUGAAGCUUGAAGGAUCUGUAGGUUAAGCACACCUUUCAUUUUGGUUAGCAAAGUUGAUUGCUGGUGUGAAAAUUUUGGACUUUGUAGCCAUUGGUUUUUGUCAUCUGUAAAGUUGUAGUAGUAUCAUACACAAACUUUUGCUAUUUACACUUAUGUAAAUAAAUAAUGUGUCGAGGUGUUAUCUUC